AUGACAGCUGAGAUGAUUGUGGGAACAGAGAAGAAGGCCCAGACUGAAGAAAAGAAAACUAGGAAAGUACAUACUCUUGGGGAAGAUGCGGUGGGCUGUACUCGGAGUUCUAUCGCUGCUGUGCGCGACGGGCGCGGCGCAGGGCCUGUGGGGCGCAUGGUCGGUGGCAGCACUACGAUUAACUACAUGUUCAACAUUCGAGGCAACAGACGAGACUUCGACAAUUGGGAAGCGAUGGGCAACAAGGGUUGGAGUUACAAAGAUGUCGUUCCUUACUUCAAGAAGGUCGAAGACUUGCGGAUACCGGAGCUUCAGAACAGAGAAAACAGAGGAUACGGGGGACGAAUUAGAACUACUUAUCCACCAUAUUUUUCA
Molecule: messenger RNA, 375 nt
Organism: Gryllus bimaculatus (two-spotted cricket)
Lineage: Eukaryota; Metazoa; Arthropoda; Insecta; Orthoptera; Gryllidae
Source: the annotation of a GenBank genome assembly